This is a messenger RNA of Ruditapes philippinarum (Manila clam), 16004 nucleotides long. Its product is annotated as dynein axonemal heavy chain 6-like. The record is from RefSeq and is a predicted model, not a curated record. Gene Ontology annotation, biological process: microtubule-based movement. Gene Ontology annotation, cellular component: dynein complex. Lineage: Eukaryota; Metazoa; Mollusca; Bivalvia; Venerida; Veneridae. Gene Ontology annotation, molecular function: minus-end-directed microtubule motor activity; dynein light intermediate chain binding; ATP hydrolysis activity.
UAUUGCCAAUGUAAAUUAAGAUGGCGGCGAUCAACAAAACUUGAAAUAUUUUAAUGUGUGUUUAUGCUUUAUCAGUAUGUCAUGAGAAAACGAUAAAAGCAGAAGUGUCAACAACCCAUUUAGGAUAUUUUGUUGAAAUUGUCCGAUUGUUUUAAAAUAAUUAUAAAGGAAGCUAGAACAGAAUUAUGUCUCGUGGGGAAUCACAGGCAAGUUUUGCCAGCCAGUCACAGUACUCAGAGUCCACAGUUCUCAAUCAGGACCUUGGGGAGCCGGACCUAUUUGUACCUGAAGAUUCAGCCUUCAUAGCUCCUUAUCCAACAAAGUUAGAAGAGGAUCUUAUUGAAAGUAUAAAAUCAGCCAAUUCACCGGCAGUGAAUUUUGCUGGCACACAGCAGCCUGUUGAGAGAUCUAAAACAGUAGAACAGAUGAGGGUCAAGCUAGGUAAAGGUGACCCAAAGAGUAAGGCAGAAAUGUUGAUGUCCAGAUUGGUGGAUAGACCUGCAAACUCUCAGGUUUUGAGAAUGGUAAAUCCAUUGAUGCGUAAAACACCACCUAUUGGCAGAACUGGAGCAGAAAAUGCUAGUUCAGCUAAUUUACCCCCUAUUGAAAAGCCACAGUCACCAAAUAGUCUUGUCCCUCGACCACCCUCUGGUAGAGAACAGAGCAUUCCUGGAAACAGUUUCCGUACAACCAUGUUUAAACGAGACUAUCAAAGGCGGCAAAAUAUCAUCAAGGCCAAACAGAAUAAAGAUAUUGAUGAUACUCCAAAAUUAUCUGUAGGAAUGUUACACAAACCAAAGCCUGUAGAGCCACCAAGGUCAGAGAUCUCCGAGUCAGAGCAGUCCGAUGACAGAGAUGAUGUAUUUGCCGAGCUGGAAGAGUUGAUGGGUCCUGACGCUGAUACAGUCAUACAAACUGAUUUUGAGCCUACAGAAAGAACCCCCACUGCAGAAGAAUCAGUUUCAGAAGAAAAAAUGGUGACGUUCAGUAAACCUCCACCCAUAUCCCCGUCCACAGACUUACCCCCAAUUUCACAGGCUGACACUCGUCAAACUACCAAGAUGACCGAGGAUGAUAUAAUGAGGGUAACUGGUGAGAUACCAAUUAUAGAACGGAGGGACAGACCUCCAUCUGGUCAAAGGUCAAGGCCAACUUCUGGAUCAAUGCAUGGGUCAAGGCCAGGUUCAGCCAGCAAACAAUCAAUGCCAAAGUCUGGCAUGAAGAAAGACUUGUCAAAGAUUCUUACACAUCUGAAAAAGAAUAUGUAUGAUGACACAGCCCCAGAAAAUGAUGAUGUAAUGUAUCAUAUACAUAAACUGAGAGAAAAACUUGGCUGGAAGACAGAGAUACCUAGACAUGCACCAGGCUGUAAAGAAGCCAUGGAAAAACUGAAAAAUAUUCCAGAUAAUGAAAAGGAAGCCAGUAAAAUGAAGCAAGAUGAUGGUGAUUUUGUAUAUUGUCUGCCUCGAAACAGGGUCAAUAAAAGAAGCAGGUAUGACCCAUAUGAUCUACAAGUUGUUUCACCAAAUGAGUCUAGGUCUGAGAAGGUCUAUUGGACAGUCAGUGCUUCAUUUGUAACAAGGGUGGUACAAGACAGUACAGAUGUAGAGGGUGAGUCAUUCAAUAUACCGGUGUUGUGGUGGCUGUGGGAGAGAAGAUAUUUCUACAAUAUAAAGGACAUACCUGUGUUUGUCAAGUUUAGAAAAUGGAAAACAUUCAAAAUGUGGAGAAAAGCUAUUAGGUUACAGAAGAGUGGUAAAAGCCAAAAUAAGCUUUACAAGCAGCUAUUUGUUGCAAAUGAAGUCCUGCAGGGAUGUCUCAUUCACAUCAGGAGUUUAUGUGAGGCUGCCUCUGGUAGUUUGACUGGUAUUGGUAAAGGUGACAGUGCCAUCAGUCUCAUUAAGUUGGAAAAGUCCAUGACCAUGACAUUGGAAGAUUUCAAAGCUGUGCAGCAGACGCAAAAUGAUGAAGCAUGGAAAAUGUUGAAUACACUGAGAAAUAAGAUUAUAGAUAUCGCAUGGGAGUCUUGUGCUACUGUAGCAGAAAUGGAAGGCAUUACACAUGGGAUCCGACCUGGCAGUCCUAGAAAAGUGAAAAUCAAAAUUCCUGAUGAAGAGCCUAAAGAACUCAAUAGCAAGGCUCUACGUAUACAGGCUAAAUAUGGGGUCACUCCUCUGGCUGAUAAGAAAAAGGAUGAACCAAAAAGUGACAAACCAACAUAUGCACAGAUAGCAGAUUGGCGUAAGAUACUGAAUCGUCUAGCAUCAUUCUUGCGUUCUAUAGAUUACCUGGUACUGGAGAUGUUACGUCGUCUAGUUAUCACAGCAACACGCCACCUACUGGAUCAUCUUGUUUCCUCAUACAAUGUUACGGAGGAGGAAGAAGAAAAGAGAAAAGCAGUAUCAGAUACGAGGAAGCUGUAUGCACGUGUAGCGGCCAAACUUGCUAAUGAUGACCUGGAAUCUUUGACAGGGUCAGAGAGUUCUAUAACAACAGGAACCACUAUCAGAUCAAGGCCAUUAUCACGUGCUAGUUCCACGAUGUCCAAGGUUCCGCCACCAACACAAGAUGUGACGGCAUCCGGAUAUGUUAUCCCCCAUUUUGACUUUGAUCAAACAGAAUUGUACGAGGGACCACCUGAUGUUGAUGAGGUGCUGGAGGAGAUCAAGCAGCAGGAUGUUGUAGAGGAGUUCUCUGCCCCUGUAUUAAGUAUACAGUUAGUAUUGAGUGUACCACAUCAUGCCAGGGAUCAUGAGACUUCAGAUACUGAUAUAGUUAAAACAGCCUCAUCACAGUCCUCAUACCUCAAACAAGCAUUCCUCGAGGGCUCCGGUAACAAGAAAACUGUCAAGUUUCAACAAACUUCAGAUUCAGAAUCGGAGAAUGAUUAUAGUGGAGAUUCAAGUGGAGAAGGAGAAACUGGGUCUGAAACGGAGGAGGAGAAAACAAGUGGAGAUGAACUUGCUUAUCCAGAUGAUAAAAGGAAAAUUCAUGGCAAGACAUUUGUGAGUUUGUCACCAAAUGAGCAUGAAGUGAAGAUGGGUAUUAAACAAAUCAUUGCAAUGUUUGAAGGAACUAUAGCAAAAUUCAUAUCAAUGACAAGAGAGCCUCGGCUAUUGGUGUUUUGCCGACCUCCUGUAUUUGACCUUAAGUUGAACUUUGAUGAAGAGGAAGAAGAAGAGAGAAUGGAGAUGAUACGACCUUGGCCUGACCUUGAGUAUAUAUUCGGAGGUGACCCUGAGUAUCAGUCCCUUCUUGGAGAACUCAACACAUACGUUUCCAUGGAGAUGGAACUUGUGAAACAGUAUUCUGCUAAUUUUGAGAAUUUCUGUUUUAUGGUGGACAAGUGUUUGCGAUUGAAUAUUGAAGAGUCUAUGCAACGUAGACAAUGGUCAACAGAUGAAUUCAGUACAGUUCUUGCUGCUCAUACAGACAUGAUACGUCAGAUGAAGAGGAUGACAAUACUGCGUCGUGUUGCCAUGGUGCACGUUUACAGCAAAAAUUAUCGUGAAACAUGUCUGCCAUAUCCAGAUAAUAUUGUCAGUAAAGUCAGCAAAGCUCUACCUAUUAUAGCUAUUAGAAGAAAUGAAGACUUGCUUACUAUUAUCAAGGGAGCAUCCAAGAAAUUGGAUCACUAUCCAAAGUCUGUUGAAGAAUUUGUUGAGCAUUUGUCUUUCCUUGGCAAAAUGUCAUCAGAGUUACCUGCCCUGGAACGAGAGUUUGAGAUUGUAAACAAAUUGUUCACCAUUGCCAAGGAUUAUAAUGUUCAAGUUACAGAUGAAGAAUUGGCUCUGUAUCAGACUCUUGGACCUGAUUUCAUCACACUAAAGAACAUAAUUCUGUUCUGUGAUGCAAAGAAGGAUGAAAAUAUCAGAAAGUUUAGUCAGGACCUGGACACCCUGAUAUACCAGAUACGUAACAAACUUAUGGACCUGAUGAACCAGGUUCGAGACCCAGACCUGCUACACAUUGACACCAACGCCAUGGGAGCUCUCGAGACUCUGAAGUUCCUACAAGAAGAGACGCAGAUAUUAUCUGUAAAGGCCAGGAGUUAUGCCAGCUACCAGGAAAGAUUUGGUAGUUCCUUGUCACACUCCAAGAGAGGUCUUAUUGGAGAGGAGUACAUGUAUAUGAACAUGUCAAAACGAGAUGAUCACAGUGCCGCAGAGAUCCAGGCCGACCUCUCUGAGGUGGAGCGUGAUCUCACACUACGCCGUCUGCUGUGGCAGUCACAGGAAGAAUGGACUAAACUUGUAGAUGAAUGGACUGCAACAUCUUUUGAUGCUUUACCUGUAGAAACAUUACAGAAAAAUGUGAACAGAUACUCACAGACUGUCUUUAUGCUGGAGAAAGGUUUACCCCACAAUGAGGUUGUACCCCGGCUGAAGGAGAAAGUGAUGGACUUUAAACAGGGUAUGCCUGUAAUCACUAGUCUUAGGAAUCAGUUCUUGAGACCUCGUCAUUGGCAGCAGAUAGAAAGACUUAUUGGUAAAUCUAUUGGCAAGGACAAAUCAUUUACCCUAGGCAGUCUAUUGGAAAUGAACAUAUUCAAACACAAAGAGAAGAUUCAGGAUAUAUCUACCACUGCCAGUAAUGAGGCUACUCUAGAAAAUAUGCUGCAGAAGAUUGUGGAUUUAUGGAAGAACACAGAUUUCCGAUAUGUUGCCCAUCCUGGUCGAGACACUUUCAUUAUUGCUGGAGCAGAUGACAUAAUGACCCAGUUAGAAGACAGUCAGGUUACCAUAGGAACCAUCAGAGGUUCCAGAUAUGUUGGACCUAUCAAGCCACAAGUUGAAGAAUGGGAGAGAAAGUUGAAUAUAUUUGCAAAGACAUUAGAGGAAUGGAUGGCCUGUCAGAGAAACUGGCUGUAUCUAGAACAGAUAUUCUCUACACCAGAUAUACAAAAACAAUUGAAACCUGAGUACACAAUGUUUUCACAAGUAGACAAGUCAUGGAAGGAUAUAAUGAGACAAGUUCAAGAUCGACCAAAUGCGAUGAAGUGUGCUACACAGACAGGCAUGCUAGAAACAUUACAAGCUUGUAAUACCUCCCUAGAGAAAAUACAGAAAUGUCUUGAGGAGUACCUAGAUUCGAAGAGAUUGUCAUUCCCAAGAUUUUACUUCCUCAGUAAUGAUGAGUUACUGGAAAUAUUGGGCCAGUCAAAGGAACCAAAUGCUGUACAGCCGCAUCUAGGUAAAUGUUUUGGGAACAUCAAAUCUCUGGAGAUCAAGACGUUACCACGUAACCCACCUGCCGUACAUUCUAUGAUGUCAGCUGAAGGCGAGGUUGUCAACAUGACAAGGAGUGUAAGAGCUAAGGGAGCUGUUGAAAUGUGGCUGAGUAAUGUAGAAGCUCACAUGUUUGAAACUGUUAAAAGGCAUUUGAAGCUAGGUUUGGCAGAUUGGUUAGGUAUCAAGUUACAGGAAUGGGUACUGAAACAUCCAGGACAGGUUGUUCUCACAGUGGCUCAGAUUAUGUUCAACAAAGAUGUAGUAAGAUGUUUUGAUCAGAGUGACCCGAAGGUGGCGCUGAUUGAUGUAUUGAACAAGAUGGUAGAUUCCCUGGGUAAUCUGGCAGGUCUGGUAUCCACCUCUCUACAACCAUACCAGACAAUGUGUAUAGAGGCACUUCUCACUAUUGAUGUACAUAACAGAGAUAUACUCUCUAAUAUGAUCAAUGCUGGUGUUAUCACCAGAGAUGAUUUUGAGUGGACAAAGCAGUUACGGUAUGAGUGGGAUGAGACCACAAACAACUGUCAGGUAUAUCAGAGUAAUGCAUCUUUCCUGUAUGGGUACGAGUAUCUGGGAUGUUCAUCUCGUCUGGUAAUUACCCCAUUAACUGACAGGUGCUACCUUACACUGACUGGUGCCCUUCAUCUACAUCUAGGUGGUUCCCCUGCAGGACCUGCAGGAACCGGUAAAACUGAAACUGUCAAAGAUCUCGCAAAGGCAAUGGGUAAACAGUGUGUUGUAUUUAAUUGUUCAGAAGGACUUGACUAUAAGAUGCUGGGCAAGUUUUUCUCUGGUCUCUCUCAGUCUGGUAGUUGGUGUUGUUUUGAUGAGUUUAACCGUAUUGACUUGGAGGUAUUGUCAGUCGUAGCUCAGCAAAUUCUUACCAUAAAAACAGCUAAAGAUGCCGGAGCUCUGAGAUUUGUGUUUGAAGGAAAAGAGAUUAAACUGAAUCAUACCUGUGGAUAUUUUAUAACUAUGAAUCCAACAUAUGCUGGUCGUGUAGAACUACCAGACAACUUGAAGUCAUUGUUCCGUCCCGUAGCUAUGAUGGUACCCGACUACUCACAGAUUGCUGAAAUCAUGUUGUUCUCUGAGGGGUUCCGUGAUGCUAAAUCUCUCUCCGGGAAGAUUGUUAAUCUGUAUCAGUUAGCAAGUAGACAAUUAUCUCAACAAGAUCAUUAUGACUUUGGUAUGAGAGCUAUAAAGUCUGUCCUCGUCAUGGCAGGGCAUGGUCGACUACAGGCACAACAAAAGGCUGAUUUGUCAUCUGUCCGACUAUCUGAGAAAGAUGAAGCUUAUAUCCUCAUUCAUUCAUUGCGAGAUGCCAACCUCCCUAAAUUCCUGGCCGAGGAUGUUCCAUUGUUUGAGAGUAUUUUAGAUGAUUUGUUCCCUGGUAUAACACCCCCAGAACCAGAUCAUGGCAUACUUGAGAAAGCCAUUUCAAUGUCAACAAGAGACCAAGGAUUACAGGUAUGGCCCCACCAGAUUGAUAAAGUGAAGCAGUUGUAUAACCAGAUACUGGUGCGUCAUGGAGUAAUGUUGGUGGGACCGACUGGUGGAGGGAAGACUACUGUAAGGUCUAUACUACAGAAAGCCUUGGUUCUUCUUCCAACAAUACAACCCCAGGAAGAUAAGGAAGAUGGGAAAAAGGGCGUGUCUUAUGUGCACAAUAGAGCCAAGAAGGGUCAUUGUGAUGUGUUUACUGUAAACCCAAAAUGUGUAAAGCUGGGAGAACUUUAUGGUGAAACAGAUCCUAACACAUAUGACUGGACAGAUGGAUUGAUCGCAAUGUGUGUGAGAAAAUUUACCAAAGAACUUACUAAAAUGGACCUUCCAGGAGUUGAUGGCCGUCCAAGUACCAGUGCCUCUUCUGUACCAGAUACAUCUAGGCCCAACACUGGUAUGACAAAUGAAGUAGCUAUAGAUAAUGAUGGUAACCUGGAGAAGGAAUAUAGUGGUGGUGUACUCACUGACUGGCGUUGGCUCGUACUUGAUGGUCCCGUAGACACGUUGUGGGUGGAAAAUCUGAACACUGUACUAGACGACUCUAAGGUUCUGUGUCUGGCCAGCGGAGAGAGAAUCAGUCUGGCGCCCGGCAUGAGACUUAUAUUUGAGGUGGACAAUCUGUCACAGGCUAGCCCGGCAACCAUCAGUAGAUGUGCCAUGGUGUAUAUGGAUCCGGUGGAUCUAGGAUGGAGACCUUUUGUGAAGACAUGGCUGCAGAGACUACCUCGUGAAAUGCCAGAUAGUGGAAAGCGCCAUCUGCAGGCUUUAUUUGACUACAGUAUAGACAAGGGACUUAAGUUCUUUCAGAAACAUCACAAGUACCAAUGUGUUCCGGCCCCUGAUAUGAAUCUGGUCUCCUGUUUAUGUCAUAUACUGUCUGCAUUCAUUGACUUUAUGAGUAAACAUGGAGGAUUUGGAAAUGCAGACAAAGGGGCGUAUCUACUGCGGAGACAUAGGAGAAGAGAUAAAGAAGAGGGUCAUACGGACGCAGCUGGGGAUAGAUCCGAGAGCAGAACUUCAAGCAGAAGCUCUGGUAGAACUUCAAGGUCAAAAGGUCGUAGAAGAAACAUGAAAAGACCACAAAAGAUCAAGGAGGAGAUGGGGACAAUACAAGAAUCUCUACCAGCUAAAACUUCAAGUGUACAUGAGAGAAUAACACCAAGUCCCCGUUUAGUGCAUGUUGCUAAAUAUGCCAUGAAAUGGAAAUCAGCGGAUGUUUCAGCACUACAUCAAAUACAAACAUUUGAUGAUUAUAUGGACUCAGUCAUUUCUGACAUUGGCUCAAAAUUUUAUAAAAUUUGGUCUAGUAAUGUUGGUAUGAAGCAAUACUAUCUACAUAAGAAUCCGAACAAUUUGCUGAACCUUCUAGGCAAGUUAUACGUGUUUGCAUACACAUGGAGUGUUGGCGGAAACUUUCGACGUCAAGAAGACAUGGAUGAGGAUGACAUGGGGUCACGUAGAGGUCAAGAAAAGGCUGAAAAAGAACUGAACAUAUGUAAUGAGUUUGACAACUUUAUGAGAGAGAUGUUUGAAGUUGAACCACCUCUUGGUGUAAGAUUACCUACAGGUAACAGAACAAUCUACAGCUAUUUUGUAGACAUGGAAUCAGGUGGUUUUGUACCUUGGGAUGCUCUUGUACCAUCUACUAAAUCUCUUAUUGAGAAAGGAGCAAUUAUAACCAUUGGUGAGACUAUGGGUGUAUCAUCAAUGGAUCAGAAGAAGACAGGAGGUGAUGAGAGUGAUAUAGUACCUACUGUUGAUGUGAUACGUUUCUCCUUCCUUACUAGUCUACUUAUACUUCAUAAACAUCCAGUUCUCAUAACAGGUGAAUCUGGAGUGGGCAAGUCAGCAGUUAUCAACUAUGCCCUAAAGAGAUUGAGUAAAGAUGGCGGUACAUCAUUAAAAUCAGGCACCAUUCUCGGUAGCAUUCUAAACUACUCGGACAAGGGUGCCUCCCUGCUGGAGAACAUCAGUAAUCUCACAAAGUGGGGCCAGGAAGAUGACGAUGAUAAGGUUGGUAUGGAUAUACUGCUGGGCGCGAAACCCAAGACGUCAACAGGUAUAAUGAGCUCGAUGAUUCAGUUCUCAGCACAGACCACAUCGGCCAGGCUACAGGCUCAGAUUAAACAUAACCUCAUACAAAAGGGUAGAAACACACUAGGUGCUCCAAAAGGUAGAAAGGUUGUAAUGUUUGUUGAUGACUUGAACAUGCCUGCCCCUGAAGCAUAUGGUGCUCAACCCCCUCUAGAACUUCUUAGACAGUUCCUGGAACUUAAUGGCUUCUAUCAUACAGAGAAAAACUCUUGGAAGGAAAUCAUGGAUGUUACGGUGGUAGCAGCAUGUGGUCCCCCAGGAGGUGGCCGGAACCCAGUCAGUCCAAGACUUCUCAAAAACUUCUGUAUGUUUGCAUUCCCACAACCUUCAACUAGAUCACUGCAGCAUAUUUAUCAGGUCCAGCUUGGACGAUUUCUACAGGACGGAGAUUUUGCACAGGAAGUUACGGAGUGUUUAUCUCCCCUUGUUAAUGUGUCAAUCUCCCUGUACUACUGCAUGUGUCGUAACAUGUUACCUACACCAGCAAAAUCUCACUACACUUUCAAUGUUAGAGAUCUCAGUAAGGUAAUACAAGGAAUGUUGCAAGCACAUAAUACCGUAGUGGUCAGUAAAGACAACUGUGCCCAGCUGUUUGCCCAUGAGGCUACAAGGGUGUUCCAUGACAGGCUUGUAUGUGCUGAAGAUAGAAAUUUAUUCUACCAGUUCUUAGCUGACAAUCUUCAUGACUAUUUUAAGGUGAAAUGGACACCGGAACAGUUGAUACAGGAACAUGUUAUAUUCGGAGAUUUCUUUGAUAUAGAUGAUCAAGCACAUGCUCGUAUUUAUCGUCCAAUCACAGAUCAGAACAAGAUACGACAAACCCUAGAGGAGUUCUACAUGAGAAUGAACUUUGGAAACACCAAGAGUGUAGAAUUUGAGAAUGAGCAAGGGUACGAUAUGGAGAGAACAUCGGCUUCACAGAUGGUGUUUUUCCGCGAUGCUGUUGACCAUAUUUGUAGAGCUGCUAGAAUCUUCUGUCAACCCGGUGGACACAUGCUAUUGGUUGGUUUAGAUGGCUGUGGCAAGUCUACCAUAGCACACCUGGCUAGUUUUAUAGCUGGGUGCGAGCUUUUCAAACUAACGUUACAGAGAGGAUAUGGUAUGGUAGAGUUUAGGGAUGACCUCAAGAAAGUUUUCCUCGAGACUGGUGUGAAGGGAGAGAAAAUGAUCUUCCUUCUCACUGAUGCUGAUAUUGUCAAGGAGAGUUUUCUGGAAGAUAUCAACUGUAUAUUAAACUCUGGUGAGGUGCCGGACUUGUUUGACAAUGAGGAGGUGGAUGGUAUAACGAUGGACCUGAAACAAUCAGCCACACAGGCUGAUAUACCAGAUACGAGACAGGCCGUGUAUAACUACUUUAUACAACGUGUCAGGCAAAACCUACAUGUUGUCCUAGCACUUAGUCCCGCUGGUGGUCGGUUCCGUCAGAGAUGUAGAAUGAACCCUGCAUUAAUCAACUGUUGUACAAUAGACUGGUAUGAUGAAUGGGACGAGGAAGCUAUGUUAAGUGUGGCCCAAGUCUUCUUUGAGAAUGCCGAGUUUAUAGCUGACAAAGAUACAGAUAUUCUGGAGCUGAAGAGUAAAGUAGGAGCGAUGUGUGUGGACAUUCACAAGAGUAUAAAUGUAAUGGCAGUGAAAUAUUGGGACGAGAUGAGACGUCAUUAUUACUCUACCCCCAGUAGCUACAUGGAACUUAUACGAUUAUAUUCCAAGUUAUUGCGAGAAAAUAAAACAGAGUUCAUGAAUAACAAGAAUCGACUGUUAGUUGGUUUGUUUAAACUGUCAGAAGCCAACUCACUGGUUGGUACCAUGCAAGAUGAGCUGGUGCAGAUAGGCCCUCAGUUGGUACAGAAACAAAAGGAUACAGAGGUAUUACUAGAACAGCUAGAAAGAGACAGAGAGGCUGUAAAUGAAGUAAGAGCUAUUGUAGAACAUGAAGAGGCUAUCAUGAAGAAAGAGACGCAGAUUGUACAAGAUUACUCCGAGGAGUGUCAAAGAGAUCUGGAGUCAGUCAUUCCAGCACUGAAAAUGGCCGUGGCUUCAUUAGAGACACUGGAUAAGGCUUCGAUAUCCGAGAUCAGAGUGUACAUCAACCCCCCAUAUCUCGUAUCCACAGUCCUACAUGCUGUCUGUCUACUCUUCCAGAAAAAACCAGACUGGCCUACUGCUAAAAUGAUGUUGGGAGAUCCAAACUUUCUCAGGAAAUUGUUACAGUUUGAUAAAAAUAGCCUUCCUGAUAAGGUAUUUCACAAGUUAAAGAAGUAUACAAAACACCCAGACUUUAAUCCUGAAGCUGUAGGUAAAGUGUCACUUGCCUGUAUGUCUAUCUGUCAGUGGGUUCUAGCAUUAGAACAUUACAAUGAGGUUCAUAAGAUGGUUAAACCAAAGCAGAAAAGAGUACAGGAAGCAAAAGAAGCCUUGAAGUUGGCCCAGAAUAGUCUGGCCACAAAACCCAAAGCUAGUUCUGAAAUAAGAUUCAAGGACAUUUUAGACACAUUGACAGACAAGUAUCAGGAAAGUGUGGACCAAAGAGAAGCUCUGAUAAAACACCAGGAAACAACAACUCUUCGUCUGAAAAGAGCAGGUAUUCUGAUCGGAGCUCUCGCUGAUGAAAAGGUGAGAUGGGCGGAGUCUGUUAAUGAACUUGAUUUCAAGUUACAAGGUCUUGUUGGAGAUACACUAGUGGCUGCUGCAAGUGUGUGUUAUAUAGGACCAUUCACGGCCAAAUACCGCAAACAGCUCAUCAAUGAGUGGGUGGGGAAAUGUAAAGAUUCUAACAUACCUAUAACCAAAGAUUUUGACCUGAUAAAAAAUCCCAAUAAUUGUAAGUACAUUAUGAUUUUAUUUUUAUAAUAACAGAUUCUACUUUGGCAAAAUGAGGGGCUUCCAUUGGACACACACUCUACUGCUAAUGCAAUCAUGGUGAAGAAGGGUAACAAAUGGCCUCUUCUGAUUGACCCACAGGGUCAGGCUGCAGCAUGGAUUCAACUAAUGGAAGGCUCCAAAUUGAAAGUUGUCACGGCAACAGAUCCAAACUUUAUCAGGACACUAGAGUCAUCAAUCAGAGUUGGUGAAGCCAUGCUUCUGAAGGAUGUAUCAGAGACAUUAGACCCGGCACUACGUCCAGUUCUGAUGCAUGAAACAUUUAGACGAGGAGGUCUGCUUGUUAUAAAACUUGGAGAUACUGAAAUUGAAUACAAUCAAAACUUCAGGUUGUAUAUGACAACAUCAAUGUCUAACCCUCAUUAUCUACCAGCAGUAUAUAUACAGGCUAACAUUAUCAACUUUACCGUCACAUUUGAGGGGCUACAAGAACAACUUCUCUCUGCUGUUGUCAAACAGGAACGACCUCAGCUUGAGGCUCAGAGGUCAGAAUUAUUAGAGAGUAUCACCAAUGAUUUACAAUUCCUCCGUGAUCUUGAGGAUAAGUCAUUGGGACUUCUACAGAAAUCUGAAGGUCAUAUCUUGGAUGACCAAGAUUUGGUAGAGACUUUACAAAAGAGUAAAGGCAUGGCAGGAGAAAUUUAUGAAAGAGUUAAACAAUCUGAGGAAAUGGAGAAAAAACUUAACCUAGCCAGGAAAAGAUAUCUGCCGGUUGCCACUAGAGGUUCAACAUUAUAUUUUGUACUAGCUGACCUCUCUGGUAUAGAUGUGAUGUACCAGUUCUCGUUAGACUGGUUCCAAGACAUGUUUACGGCAGCCAUCAGUGGUAACAUGUCGAUCAAAGAUCAACAGAGAAGAAGGUCCUCUGUUACCGUGCCAUUGGUUGGAACACCACGUAGAACCAGUAUACAGCAUCCUGCUAGAAAAUCUUCAAUCGAGUCAGCUGAUGUCCCUGUCAGGAGACCUAGUGUUGACAGAAGAAUGCAAGACGAUAAUCGACGUCCAAGUGUACAGAGAAGGAAAUCUAUUGUAAUAGAGAAGGAACCAGCCAAACCUGAAAACCCACUAGAACUAAAGAAACAUAUGCUUCAGAUGAUUAAUAUGUUGACAUUCAGCAUAUACCGUGUAGUAUCCGUGGCGUUAUUCUCCCGUCACCAGCUUACAUUCAGUACCAUGUUAGCUACAAGUAUAAUGCGAGCCAAUGACAAGUAUGAUGAUAUAGCUAACGUUGGCACUAUCUCGGGAUUUGAGUGGAUGGUUUUCCUACAGGGAAAUGUCCUCGCCAAUAUGAUGGAUGAAAAACAGCUAGAAGAACAUGAUGGUCUAAGUCCAAUGGAAAGAUUAGAGUCUCAGGCACAGAGUGGAAACAAAGAUUCUGUGAAGCAUCGGAGUCCACCACGCUGGAUCUCUGAAUCUAUGUGGCGACAAUGUCAACAUUUAGAUGCUACAGUAGAGGCAUUUGACAAACUGUGCCGCAGUAUCAUGUCCAAUUAUAAACAGUGGAAAUUGUUUGAAACCUGUGAACAGCCAUAUGAUGUCAUGAAAACAGAAUUUGAUCCAGCAUCAUUUGUGUUAGAUGAUGAUGACAAGCACAAGGCAGACGACGAUCAUGGAAUAACUUUACAUUGGGAAGAGCUCUCUUUAUUCCAGCGUUUAAUAUUGAUAAAAAUUCUACGUCCUGAUGUCCUCACAGCCUCAUGUAAUCAGUUUGUUAAGGACAGUAUCGGAGUGAAAUAUCUCUCUGCUGGCUCGUUUGAUCUGAAAGAAAUCUAUGAGGAAUCUUCUGCUAAAACACCACUCAUAUUUAUCUUGUCACCAAGUUGUGACCCAGGUGCCCAGCUUCUUCGAUUUGCUAAAGAACUGCGUGGAAGCACUUUGCAUUUAGAUAUGAUCUCAUUAGGGCGUGGUCAAGGCCCCAAGGCUGAGGAACUUAUAGCAAAAGCUCAGAUAUUGAAGGGACGCUGGGUGUUUCUACAGAAUUGUCAUUUAGCUGCCUCCUGGAUGCCUAGGCUGCAGUCUCUUGUAGAAAAUUUUAACCGGCCAAAUAAUGAUGAUAUAGAUCCACAAUUCAGACUGUGGCUGAGUUCUAAACCAGAUCCGAGCUUCCCCAUCUCUAUACUUCAAACUGGAAUGAAGAUGACAGUAGAGCCUCCACAUGGCCUCAAGUCAAACAUGUUGAGAGCAUAUGGUAGUGGAGGUACCGGUGUAAUCAGUGAGAAAAUGUUUGAAGACAUGAGUAAAGGUCAUGCCUGGAAGAAGUUGUUGUUUGGUCUAUGUCUGUUUAACAGUGUUAUACAUGAGAGGAAGAAAUAUGGAGCUCUUGGAUGGAACAUUGCUUACGAGUUUAAUGACUCUGAUCUGGAGGUAUCUAUUUUACAACUAGAAAUGUUGUUAUCUGAACACAAGACUAUACCAUGGGAGGCCCUGUCAUACCUGAUAGGCGGAGUAACAUAUGGUGGGCGUGUCACAGAUGAAUGGGAUUACAGGUGUUUACAUGCUUUACUGGGCAGGUUUUUCUGUCCUGAAUCUCUGGAACCAGACUACAGUUACUCUCCAAAUAAGGUUGUAUUGAAGAUAUACCAGCCAGUAAAGGACUCUAUGGCAUUUAGCGAUGUGGUAACAUAUGUGGAGUCACUACCUAACUAUGACUCUCCAGAUAUAUUUGGUAUGACAGACAAUGCUGAGAAAGCUUGUAGAGAAAUACAAGCCAAGGAGUUGAUCAAUACCAUUGUUAGUGUACAGCCUAGACUCUCCAUGAAUGUUAUGGGUUCCGAGAAGAGUAGUGACGAUAUAGUUAGAGAUCUAGCCAAUGAGAUUAUCCGACAGUUACCGGAGACAGUCGAGGAGCUAGCAGAGGGAGAUGUCCGGGCUAGUAGUACUGGUUCCUCGAUGUUCCAGAUACAAGUCAAACAUAUACUUACCCGAGAACUACCUGACUUUAGAGAUAAAGAGAAAAAUAGAUUGUUGAAAGCUGCAGUGGAUGCUGUGAUGGGUAACUCUGCCCUUGUGACUGUGUUACGUCAGGAAAUUGACCGUUUUAACAAUCUUCUCACAGUCAUACAUGCUACAAUGAAAUCUCUCAUCUUGGCUAUCAAAGGGGAGGUAAUCAUGUCAGAACCUCUGGAAGAGGCUUACAAUGCCCUCCUGUCACAGGGAGUGCCUCAAAAAUGGAAGGUUGCAUCUUACGAGUCCAGAAAGCCUCUAGGGUCUUGGAUUCAGAACUUGUACAUGAGAGUGGAUUUCUUUGCCCAGUGGGCUGAGAUGAUGCUGAACACUGUUGAGAAACUUAUGAAACCAGUACUGGGGUCUAAGAACCCAACAACGGAGGUAGACCUACAGGAAGUGCCAAGGUGUCAGCCGUACAGUUACUGGUUAUCAGGAUUUUUCUUCCCACAAGGUUUUUUGACUGGAGUUCUUCAAAGUCAUGCAAGAAAACUUGGUAUCCCAGUUGAUUCCUUACAGUUUGAGUUUACAGUACAGAAAACCAAUGAUACACUAGAGUCACUAAGUGACUUAAAGGAGAAAAUUAAUAUCAAAGAUGUUGCAUUUAAGGGUAACAUGCCACCAGAAGAUGGAGUAGUGAUCUUUGGAUUAUUUAUUGAUGGUGCCAGAUGGGACUUGAACUCAGGUUGUCUCAAUGAUUCACUACCAGGACAGAGGUUCUCUAAGCUGCCACAGAUACAUUUCAAACCUGUACAGAAACAGGCAUCUAGAUCUACAACACAAUGUGAUUAUCAACAAACCAAUCAAGAAAGGGUAUCAGAAAGCAGUGAUAAACCUGCGUUUGUGUACGAGUGUCCGUUAUAUAGGACAUCAGAACGGGCAGGAACACUCUCAUCUACCGGACAUUCUACAAACUUUGUUACCGCUGUAAACCUACCAUCACAACAUGAUCCACACUUCUGGGUGAUGAGGGGCGUGGCUUUACUCUGUCAACCUGAUGAAUAAUUUCAUAUUCAAUAUUCCUACGUCAAAAACUUUAUUUUUAUAUUCUGCUGGAUUUACAAAAAUUCAUCGGUGCUUCAAAAAUUCAGUGAUGUUUUACAGUUAUCAUUAAAGGUAUGGAAUUGUCAUCUUUACUCCAACAGUAUAGCAAAUACAUGGACCUGAAUUGGCUAGAAUAGAGUUUGGAGUUUUACUUCACUGAUGACAUUAACAUUUUAUGUGUUUUUUGUUGGUUUGUUUUUAAGUGAAGAUGUGCCUGUAAAGUAUUAUCUCUGUAUAUAGUGUCUGGACAUCUUUCAGCCAGUAUUCCUGCACAAAGCUUUUGUUUUUAUAAAUUUCUUUUUGAAG